Molecule: messenger RNA, 769 nt
Organism: Desarmillaria tabescens
Lineage: Eukaryota; Fungi; Basidiomycota; Agaricomycetes; Agaricales; Physalacriaceae
Exons: 5
Source: RefSeq, a predicted model, not a curated record
UUGUCUCCAUUGCCAAUCUCUUUCCUUCAGGUAUCGGACUGCCUGGUGUCAUUAUCUACGUGGACGCCAAGCGUCUCUCAUAGCAUUGAAUUGCGCCACCCCCUGCCUUUGUGCAGAAGAAAGACAUCCUGGGUGCACUGGACCUUCAUACCGAACGACGGACUUGCAAUAGGAAGCUUAAAGACGGUGUCAAGGAAUAUAAUCUCCUGGAUACUGUUGCUGUUCUCCUCCUCUCUCUCUCUCAUGUUCGCGCACGAUACCGUACGGACAAUCUCGGUUGACGUACGGACGUUAUCGAGUCAAGGACAAAACCUCAAUAGCGUUAAAUCUCGACUGCUUGCCUGUCAAGAGAUUAAGAGUGUCAUAGGGAUGCCAUACUGUCCCCAGAAUGCAAGAAGGGUGCAUGGAAGUAUGUCCCUGCGCCACACAAGGUUGUUUGUCGGACACUCAAAAGUUUUGCGAAGUCUUGAAGCUUCUGAGCAUGUCGAGGACUCGGAAGCGGACAAAUGGUACGAAAUAAUGGGUAUUACUAUGGAUGAGAUUGCUGUCGCCAAGCUAACGUUCCCAGACAGGAAGUGAAGUAUAUACGUUCUGAAUCGUCUUUUAUUCAGGAAACGGAAUUCAAAGUGGGAUACAGAGCAAAUAAAGUCACGAGAAAUAUUUUCAAGAGAUACUCAGCCACAAGCUCGUAAAAUACCGUUCUGUCGCUAAAAGGCUUGGAACAAAAAUUCUACCAAUAGCAUAUUUGCGCAGAGGGAGCUCAAAUUGC